AUGACCGACCGAGGCCCCCAUGACGAUGCACGGAAUAUUAUCGAGGAAAUCCCCCACCAUGCUCUCCCCCCUUGGUGGUGGCUUUCGAGCACUGCGUACCCUCUUUUAGCAGGCACACUCGGGCCAAUGGCGAGCGCCUUCAAUAUUUGCUCGUUAUCCGAGACAUGGAGCAGGGAGUUUGAUACUGCCAACGGUCGGAUUAAGUCGAUCCCGGAUCCAGAUUGGGUAAUCGAGGUUAAUGCGGUAUCGUUGGCCUGUGCGAUUGUAUCAAACCUCGUGCUGCUGUGGAGCAUGGCACGGAGGAUCUCGUUCGUGGUUGCGCAACCCAUUAUCAUUAUCGGGUGGUACAUCUCAUCCAUCCUACUCAUUUGUUUGCUCGGAAUAUUCUCUGCUUCCAGAAAUGGUUCUGGAUCGCGCACUGGGACUGGCCGAUGGCUCACCGGAGCCUACUAUUUUGGGAUCUUUGCUGCCGGGCUUUACUUUCUGAUAUCCUCGCUUCUGUCGAUAACCGUCUAUGGGGCCUAUCGGGGUCACUACAGCCGCGAAUAUCGACUCACGGCCAACCAGCGGAGCCUGAUGCUCCAAACGAUCCUCUUCCUCGUCUAUCUUCUUGGUGGAGCGGCGGUUUAUGCCAGAAUUGAGAAGUGGCAGUAUCUCGAGGCAGUAUAUUGGGCAGAUUUUACGCUUCUGACUAUCGGAAUUGGGGAUUUCGCUCCCAAAACGCACUUAGGCAGAGGACUAUUGUUCCCGUAUGCAGUCGGCGGGAUUUUGAUUCUGGGUCUGAUUAUUAGCUCGAUUCGCGCGCAGAUGCUCGAGAAGGGGCGCCAGAAAAUGGCCGAGGCUGUGACGGAGCGAACCCGUAGAUUCUUGAUUCGUGGGACAGCCUUAGGCCAGGGUUCUUUGCGAGAUGUGAGCCCAAGCUUGCGCCCGGAAACGUCUCAGGAAAGCGACCGUGAGAGACGGCGACGCGAGUUCCAAUUCAUGCGACGCGUACGGCAGAUUUCCACGCUUCAGCGCAAGUGGAUCUCGCUUGUCACCUCGCUAAUAGUAUGGAUGAUGUUGUGGUUAUUGGGAGCAAUCGCCUUCUGGCUUCCCGGCCAGAACGAAAAGUUGACGUACUUUGAGGCGUUGUAUUUCGCCUACACGACACUUUUCACAAUUGGCUUCGGAGACUUCCAUGCAACAUCAGACUGGGAGCGAUCGUUCUUUGUCUUCUGGACGUUGCUCGCUGUUCCGACAGUGACGCUGCUCAUUGCCAACGUCGGCGACACGAUAGUGCGGACGAUCCGCGAUAUUACCAUCUAUCUUGGCGAGCUGACCAUUCUGCCUGGUGACAAACCGGUUCGAGAGCUGUUCAAGGAUCUGUUCCGGGUGUCCUGGAAGGAGAAAUUUCUCGCCGAGUCCGUCGAGGACAGAAAACCAGACGAGGACAACGUAGAAGAUUCCGCUGCGACAGCCGAAGCAGCCGAAGCCGAUACCGCAGCUGAUGGAGAUGAACAAGAAGCUCGCAAUGCGAUCGAGGCCGAUGAGCACAAGAAGGAGGAGUCGGCUCGGGCGCGGGGCGACGUCGCGGCUGAGGAGACUCACCACCACCACUACCUCUUGUUUCGUGAAGUACGCAGGAUGAUAGACUAUGCCACACGCAAUCUCCACAAGGAAUUUGAUUACCACGAGUGGGAGUAUUUUCUGAAGCUCAUUGGGAAUGACGAAGAUGUAUCGGAUGGGCAGAGCAAGGAUCCGAAUUUGAACUGGACGAGUUACAAGAGCCCCUUGCUAGGACAGAAGACUGAGGUCCAGUGGUUACUGGAGGCGCUGACCGAGGCACUGGAGAGAGAGUUGAGGAAGGCGAGCCGGGGAUACCAUUCGCCUGAACCGAGUGACUCUGAACAAUGA
Molecule: messenger RNA, 1893 nt
Organism: Aspergillus clavatus NRRL 1
Lineage: Eukaryota; Fungi; Ascomycota; Eurotiomycetes; Eurotiales; Aspergillaceae
Product: potassium channel family protein
Exons: 3
Coding region: 1-1893 (630 amino acids)
Biological process (GO): potassium ion transmembrane transport; stabilization of membrane potential
Cellular component (GO): membrane
Molecular function (GO): potassium ion leak channel activity
Source: RefSeq, a predicted model, not a curated record